AUGGCAGCGUCGCCGCGGAAGCCCGAUGGGUCGGAGUGCAUCCGCGUGCUCAUCCGCGUCCGGCCGGUCCUCGGCGACGGCGGCGCGGCGGCCGUGCGCGUGCUCGGGCGGAGCGCCGACGGCAGCGGCGAGGAGCUCCUGGUCGAGUGCAGCAAGGACAAGCAGUUCUGCGGCGCCUUCGACAGCGUCCUGGGCCCGGGCGUCGCGCAAAACGAGGUCUACGACGGCGUCGCCGACGUCGUCGCCUCCGUCGCCGACGGCUUCAACGCCUGCGUCAUGGCCUACGGCCAGACGGGCGCGGGCAAGACGCACACGAUGCUCGGCCCGCCGCGCGGCGCCGACGGCGCCGCGGCGCCGGACGCCGAGGGCGUGCUGCCGCGGGCGUUGCGCGCCCUCUUCGCCCGCCUCGACGAGCUCCACCCGGACGCGGGCGCGGGGAGCGGCGACGACGACGGCGGCGCGGACGCGAAGGAGGCGUCGUCCGGCGGCUACGUCGUCCACUGCUCCUUCCUCCAGAUCUACGGCGAGAAGCUCGAGGACCUGCUGAGCGCCGAGGACCUGCCGCUGAAGGUGCGCCAGGCGCCGCGGCUCGGCAAGAGGCGGCGGGGCCGCGCGCCGGAGCUCUACGUGAGCGGCCUCAGCGCGUUCCGCGUCUCCGGCGCCGACGAGGCCGUGCGCCUCGUGGACCAGGGUCUGCUCCGGCGCAGCGUGCGCGGCACGAGGAGCAACGACGCGAGCAGCCGGUCCCACGCGGUGCUCCAGGUCAGCGUCGAGUCGACGGACCCGAGGGGCGUCGCGACGCGCGCGAAGCUCUACCUCGUGGACCUCGCCGGCUCCGAGAAGGCCGCGGCCCUCGACGACGGCAAGGGCCCCGCGAAGGACCCGCGCGCCGCCGCCGCGGCCAAGUCGCGCGCGUUCCACGAGCACGUGAACAUCAACCAGUCGCUCUCCGCGCUCGGCAACGUCAUCGCCGCGCUCGCCGAGGGCCCCCGGCGGCGGCCCCACGUGCCCUACCGCGACUCGCUGCUCACGCGCCUCCUCCAGGACGCCCUGGGCGGCAACACGCGCACGGCCGUCGUCGCCUGCGUCGCGCCCGAGGCCGCGCACGCGGAGGAGACCGUGUCGACGCUGAAGUUCGCGGACCGCGCGCGCCGCGUG
Aureococcus anophagefferens is the source of this 1158-nucleotide messenger RNA. RefSeq lists its product as hypothetical. Gene Ontology annotation, biological process: microtubule-based movement. Gene Ontology annotation, cellular component: microtubule; kinesin complex. Gene Ontology annotation, molecular function: ATP hydrolysis activity; microtubule motor activity; ATP binding. NCBI's taxonomy places the organism in Eukaryota, Pelagophyceae, Pelagomonadales, Pelagomonadaceae. The annotation marks the transcript as partial. The transcript has a single exon. The record is from RefSeq and is a predicted model, not a curated record.